Molecule: messenger RNA, 1184 nt
Organism: Salvia hispanica
Lineage: Eukaryota; Viridiplantae; Streptophyta; Magnoliopsida; Lamiales; Lamiaceae
Source: RefSeq, a predicted model, not a curated record
UCGAGCACCUCAGCUGGAACCGUCUUCAGAAGGCUGAGCGAGAGAAAAGCAAGUGCUUCAACUUGAUCUAUGUGGCCAAUGCAUGCUUGAUAUUGCAUUCAUGGACAUAUUAAACAAAAGUCAGGAAUGUUUUUCUAGAUUGACCAUCUUGUCCCUUAGAGGCGCCUGUGGUUUAUCUGACGAUGGGAUCAGAAACCUUGUUAAGUCAGCACCUCUACUGCGGUCUAUCAAUUUGGGUCAGUGCACCCUUCUAACCUCUGCUGCUGUUAACUGUAUAGCCGAUGUUUUGGGAUCACAAUUGAAGGAGUUAUACAUAGACGAGUGCAAUAAAAUUGACGCAAUGCAGAUUCUACCUGCAUUUAAGAAGUUUACUUGUUUGGAAGUCUUAUCUGUUGCUCAAAUGCGUACUAUAAAUGAUCAAUUUGUGAACGGUCUAGUUACUGCUUCUGCUUGCGGUAAAGUUCUCAAGGAUCUCGACUUUUCUGAUUGCAACAUACUUACUGAUAACUCUCUCAAAAUCAUUGGUACAACUUGUGAUGAUUUGCAUUCGCUGGACAUUUCAAACCUGAAUAAGUUGACAGAUUCGGGGCUGGAGUAUCUUGCCAAUGGUUGUAAAUCAAUUCAAAAGCUCAAACUUUGUCGCAAUGAAUUCAGUGAUGAAGCUGUGGCGGCCUUUCUAGAAAGCUCCGGAGAGUCAUUGUUAGAACUUUUUCUGAAUAGUAUUGUAAAGGUCGGACCGCAUACUGCCCUGUCACUCGCCAAAUGCUCAAGAAAGUUGGUGAGUUUGGAUCUAUCAUGGUGUCGCAAAAUUAGUAAUGAGGGUCUUGGAUUGAUUGUUGAUAGCUGCUCGUCGCUGAAGAUGCUCAAAAUCUUUGGUUGUACACAGAUCAACAAAGAAUUUCUGGAAGGUCACUCGAAUCCGGUUGUGAAGAUAAUCGGUUCGAAGUUUACACCGAUUAUGGAUCAUCUAUAUCUGCUUGAACCCGAGGAAGAAAAGUUCCUGCGGUACCGAUUUCUUCAAUACUAGAUUUCCCUCUCUCUGAAGUUGUAGUCUGCUUUCUUCAUGGAUAGAUUUAGAAAUUGUUGUUGGCAUACUCUGUAGAAAGUGUAGCACAAGUACACACUUCCAUAUCAAAUGAGAGCUAAAAUUUUCAAUGCCAAUGCACUAUGUUUUUUAGAUUCCA